AAAGUGGUAAUAUGAGCUUUAAACAGAAAUAAGACAUUAACUGCACUGCACCCACUGAGUAUUAGUGUAUCAAUGGAGAAAAUCAAAUUCAAGAACUCUACCACCUUUUACUUUCCCAAGUUUUAUACUAGACUUUUUAGAAAAGGAACGAAGUGCACUGCAGCAGCUCUUGCAUGAAGUUCUUGAGAAACCAACCUUAGACAGGUAAAAGAAGAGAUGGUUCGAUUUGCUACGCGUUUGAGUGCACCGUAUCCAAGUGUGAAGACACUAGUUUGGUCAUUGUUGAUAUUUGUAUCGGGCAUGCUAUUUGGAUUAAUAGCAACGACUUCAUUACACAAACUUGAUCUGUUUGAUCUAUUUGGUUUUGGUGCAAAUGUGGAGGGACGUAUUGCUGAUGAAAAUCUUUUUCGGAGUGCUUCAAUGGUGCUGAAGAAACAUGAAUAUCCAUAUACCGUUGUUCCCAAAGUUGCCUUCCUUUUUUUGACGCGUGGUCCGUUACCACUGAUACCACUGUGGGAAAGAUUUUUUCAUGGCCAUGAAGAUUUUUUCUCAGUGUAUGUUCACACAGUACCAGGUUACAAGCUUAACGUUUCGAAAUCUUCUCCAUUUUAUGACAGAGAAAUUCCUAGUCAGGAUACUGAAUGGGGAAGCAUUACCUUAACAGAUGCAGAAAAGCGGCUUUUAGCCAACGCCCUCCUCGAUUUUUCAAAUGAGCGAUUCGUCCUUCUCUCUGAGUCUUGCAUUCCCUUGCAUGAUUUCUCCACUAUAUACAAGUACCUCACAGAAUCUGCGCACAGCUUCGUCGACUCAUAUGAUAAUCCUGGUAUUACAGCGCGUGGUCGUUACAGUCGUAGAUUGAUACCAUACAUCAUGCUGUCUGAUUGGCGGAAGGGAGCACAAUGGUUCGAAAUGAACCGAAUUCUAGCUUCGCAGAUCAUCUCUGAGACCAAAUACUACCCACAAUUUAAGAAAUACUGCAGGCAACAUUGCUACCCGGACGAACAUUACAUGCCGACUUACGUUUCUAUGUUCUUUCCCACCUUAAAUGCAAACCGCACUUUAACAUGGGUUGACUGGUCAAGGGGUGGAGGACAUCCGUCAACUUAUGGUGGUGCUGAUAUUACAGAAAGAUUUCUUCAAUCUAUAAGGAACAGGUGGAAGUGCCAGUAUAAUUACGGGGAAACAUCUACUUGUUACUUGUUUGCGAGAAAGUUCUCUCAUUCUGCCUUGGAGCCCCUGUUAUCACUAGCUUCAACAGUGAUGAAAUAUUGAGACAAAUGUGGCAAAUCAUGUGCUAUUGUUGUCUUGAAAGAAUUUGUAGACAGUAGAUACAUCUUCAGCUUGGACUAGUGGAACCGUGAAUAUCUACCAUUUAACUGCUUAAUAGGAGAUGUUGAAAUGAUCAUUACGUUCACUA
This is a messenger RNA of Papaver somniferum (opium poppy), 1417 nucleotides long. RefSeq lists its product as uncharacterized. NCBI's taxonomy places the organism in Eukaryota, Viridiplantae, Streptophyta, Magnoliopsida, Ranunculales, Papaveraceae. Gene Ontology annotation, molecular function: glycosyltransferase activity. The record is from RefSeq and is a predicted model, not a curated record. Bases 217 to 1272 code for a protein of 351 amino acids. The transcript is spliced from 3 exons. Gene Ontology annotation, cellular component: membrane.